GAGGGGAGCGGGCAGGGCCGCGGGGAGGGGAGCGGGCAGGGCCGCGGGGAGGGGAGCGGGCAGGGCCGCGGGCAGACCGAGGACAUGCCGCGGGAGCCGAGCCCCGAGUGAGGAGAGCCGGGCGGCGGAGGGGAGCAGCGCCAUGUCCCUCGGCGCACCCACGAGCAGCGACGCCUGCCUGAGCAUCGUGCACAGCCUGAUGUGCCACCGGCAGGGCGGGGAGAACGAGACCUUUGCCAAGCGGGCCAUCGAGAGCCUCGUCAAGAAGCUCAAGGAGAAGAAGGACGAGCUCGACUCGCUCAUCGCCGCCAUCACCACCAACGGCGCCCACCCCAGCAAGUGCGUCACCAUCCAGCGCACCUUGGACGGGCGGCUCCAGGUGGCCGGCAGGAAGGGGUUCCCUCACGUCAUCUACGCCCGGCUCUGGCGUUGGCCCGACCUACAUAAAAACGAGCUGAAACACGUCAAAUUCUGCCAAUUUGCCUUCGAUCUCAAGUACGACAGCGUCUGCGUCAACCCCUACCACUACGAGCGCGUGGUGGCCCCUGCCAUCGGUCUGAGCAUCCAGAGCACAGUGCCCCCCACGCGCCUGGUGAAGGAGGAGUUUGUCCAUGACUGUGUGCAGAUGGAGGUGCCACCCGGCCGGGAGCAGGGGGCCAAGCGGGCGCCGCGUCUGCCCCCCGCCGAGCCCUACCACCAGCCGCUGCCCCCCCUGCAGCUCCCCGAGUCCCCCCGCGUCCCCGGGAGCCUCUACCCCACGCUGCCCAUGUCACCCCCAGUGGCCCCCGGCAGCUCCCUGCUCUCGCUGCCCCACGGCGAGGGGCUGCUGCAGAUCGCCUGCCCCACGCCUCCCCCAGCCACCCCGGCGCAGCCCCCCCCGCAGAACGGCUACCGCAAGCUGCCCUACCACAGUUCGCCAGCGAGCUGGAGCGGUGCAGCCGUCUACGCACCGAGCCUGGGGGGGCCACAGCCCACGCCCCCACCGCAGUCCAGCAGCCAGAGCCACCCGCAGCCCCCGCUCCACCACCCCAACCACUACUGGCCCCCACUCCAUAGCUCCGGGCCGUACCAGCAACCGGUGUCCACCCACCCCGGGCCGGAGUUUUGGUGCUCCAUCGCCUACUUUGAGAUGGACGUGCAGGUGGGGGAGAUCUUCAAGGUGCCAUCCAGCUGCCCCGUGGUCAUCGUGGACGGUUACGUGGACCCCUCAGGGGGGGACCGCUUCUGCCUGGGGCAGCUCUCCAACGUGCACCGCACCGACGCCAGCGAGCGGGCCCGGCUGCACAUCGGGAAGGGCGUGCAGCUGGAGUGCCGGGGCGAGGGCGACGUGUGGAUGCGGUGCCUGAGCGACCACGCCGUCUUCGUGCAGAGCUACUACCUGGACCGGGAGGCGGGAAGAGCCCCCGGGGAUGCCGUGCACAAGAUCUACCCUGGUGCCUACAUCAAGGUAUUUGACCUGCGCCAGUGCCACCGCCAGAUGCAGCAGCAAGCAGCCACGGCCCAGGCUGCGGCCGCUGCUCAGGCUGCCGCCGUGGCUGGCAACAUCCCGGGGCCCGGCUCGGUGGGAGGCAUCGCGCCCGCCGUGGGGCUUUCGGCGGCGGCGGGGAUCGGCGUGGACGACCUGCGGCGGUUGUGCAUCCUGCGGCUGAGCUUCGUCAAGGGUUGGGGGCCCGACUACCCCCGGCAGAGCAUCAAGCACACACCGUGCUGGAUAGAGGUGCACCUUCACCGCGCCCUGCAGCUGCUGGACGAGGUCCUGCACACCAUGCCCGCUGCCGAACCGGGCCCCUUGCGCUAACCCCCACCCCUCUUAAUUUAAUUUUUGUAAGAAAAAGCCAAAAAAAAAAAAAGAAAAAAAAAGAAAAAGCAGAAAGCACCAAAAAC
Molecule: messenger RNA, 1884 nt
Organism: Phalacrocorax carbo (great cormorant)
Lineage: Eukaryota; Metazoa; Chordata; Aves; Suliformes; Phalacrocoracidae
Source: RefSeq, a predicted model, not a curated record